Messenger RNA from Chiloscyllium plagiosum (whitespotted bambooshark), 476 nucleotides. NCBI's taxonomy places the organism in Eukaryota, Metazoa, Chordata, Chondrichthyes, Orectolobiformes, Hemiscylliidae. The record is from RefSeq and is a predicted model, not a curated record.
UUGAGGAGUAUGUGUGUUUUCACAGGGCGAUGGCUCAACAUGGAGUCACUCACCUCAGCAGCAUUGUGGAGCAGCUGGCCCCCAUGCUGAGCAGCCCGUACGAGGGCCAGAGAGUCACCACCGUCGCUUUCUUCGGAGAGUUACUGAACCACCGUGUGACCUCUGACCUGGUCCUGACUGACGUCCUGCUCAGCAGUUUGCUGCCCUGUCUGGUGGAUACGUCCAGCGUUGUCCGGAUGUUGACCAUCAGAGGCCUGGGGAACGCUGCUGUCGGAGCUCCUCACAAGAUUCAUAAAUACUCGACCAAGCUGCUGUCGGCCAUGAUUGCUGGGGUGGAUGAGAAAGAUGACCCAGAUGACCUGAUCACACUGGAGGCCAUGUCCAGCCUGUCCAAAGUCCUGGACCAACUUGAGGAGAUCGACGUACAGCCCAUUCUGAUCAACAUCGCCCUCCGCAUUCGGCCCUUCUUCGAGAAG